UCUCUGCCGUCCUUGAGGCGUUUCUAGAGGGGCUGACGGGGCGCUGGGGAGCAGAGGCAGGGGAAGGAGUGGCGGUGUGAAGCGACGGGGGCAGAGCUGUCUGUGCAGUGGCAGUACGAGGAGCCUGGUGCUGAAGACAGCAGCUCAACCCAGCACUGCGCGCAGCACUGGGAGAGAUGUGAUCCUCUGCUGUUCACAUCCACCGCCGAGACAUCUCUCCCCCCUCUCCUCCCGGGGGCGGAUUGAAGAGCGAUUGUCGAGCUGCUGGAUAUUCUGCGAGGGCGAGUGCUGGCCGGAGACUUGCUGGGGUGGGGGGUGGGUGGGUGGGGAGAGGGCAAUGGACACCAGCGUGAAGAAAUUCACAGUGCGGCGCUUCUUCUCUGUCUACCUGCGCAAGAAAUCUCGAUGCAAGAGUUCCAGCUUAAGCAAAUAUGAGGAUGAACGUAUUGUGAAGGAAAUAGACAUCAGCAACCAUGUGAAAGAAGGCUUUGAAAAAGCAGAUCCCUCUCAGUUCGAAUUGCUCAAAGUCCUGGGCCAGGGAUCUUAUGGAAAAGUCUUUCUUGUCAAGAAAAUCAAGGGCUCUGAUGCUGGGCAACUCUAUGCUAUGAAGGUACUUAAAAAGGCCACUCUGAAAGUGCGUGAUCGAGUCAGAUCUAAAAUGGAGCGGGACAUCUUGGCUGAGGUCAAUCACCCUUUCAUAGUAAAGUUGCACUAUGCGUUCCAGACUGAAGGAAAAUUGUAUCUGAUUUUAGAUUUUCUAAGAGGUGGUGACCUUUUUACAAGAUUAUCCAAAGAGGUGAUGUUUACAGAAGAAGAUGUCAAAUUCUAUUUAGCUGAGCUUGCCUUGGCUCUGGAUCAUCUCCAUGGCCUUGGAAUCAUUUAUAGAGACUUAAAACCAGAAAAUGUACUUCUGGAUGAAGAUGGACACAUUAAAAUAACAGACUUUGGGCUCAGCAAGGAGGCCGUUGACCACGACAAGAGGGCCUAUUCCUUCUGUGGGACAAUAGAAUACAUGGCUCCCGAGGUAGUCAACCGACGUGGCCAUGCGCAAAGUGCAGAUUGGUGGUCCUUUGGUGUUUUAAUGUUUGAAAUGUUGACGGGCUCGUUGCCUUUCCAAGGCAAGGACAGAAAGGAAACCAUGGCAUUGAUCCUCAAAGCCAAACUGGGAAUGCCACAAUUCUUAAGCCCAGAAGCCCAAAGCCUUUUGAGAGCACUUUUCAAGCGGAAUCCUUGCAACAGACUAGGUGCCGGAUCUGAUGGAGUUGAGGAGAUAAAACGCCACAAUUACUUUGGAACUAUAGACUGGAACAAAUUAUACAGGAAGGAAAUUAAACCACCAUUUAAACCAGCUGUAGGAAGACCAGAAGAUACAUUCCACUUUGAUCCUGAAUUCACGUCAAGGACACCAACAGAUUCACCUGGUGUCCCACCAAGUGCCAAUGCACAUCAGCUUUUCAGAGGCUUCAGCUUUGUAGCCACCAACCUUGGCCAAGAGCAAACUCAGGCUAAUUCUCGACAGCUGAUUGAUCAUUCAAUGGUGCAGCAGUUACACGGGAAUAGUAUUCACUUCACUGAUGGUUAUGAGCUGAAAGAAGAUGUUGGCGUUGGAUCGUUCUCAGUAUGCAAGCGAUGUGUCCAUAAACUCACAACUGUGGAAUACGCUGUGAAGAUUAUUGAUAAAAGCAAAAGAGAUCCAUCAGAGGAAAUUGAAAUUUUACUGCGAUACGGACAGCAUCCAAAUAUUAUCACCUUGAAGGAUGUUUAUGACGAUGGAAAAUAUUUGUACCUUGUCAUGGAACUAAUGAGAGGAGGUGAACUACUUGAUCGGAUUCUACGGCAGAAAUGUUUCUCGGAGAGAGAAGCCAGCGCGGUGCUCCACACUAUUACCAAGACUGUGGAGUAUUUACAUUCCCAAGGAGUUGUUCAUCGAGACCUGAAACCAAGUAACAUUCUGUAUGUCGAUGAGUCAGGAAAUCCAGAAUCCAUCAGAAUCUGUGAUUUUGGUUUUGCAAAACAACUCCGAGCUGAGAAUGGUCUCCUAAUGACGCCGUGCUACACUGCAAAUUUUGUUGCCCCUGAGGUUCUCAAGAGGCAGGGAUAUGAUGCAGCCUGUGACAUGUGGAGUUUAGGGAUUCUGCUCUACACAAUGCUGGCAGGAUUCACACCCUUUGCAAAUGGGCCUGACGAUACUCCAGAAGAAAUCCUGGCACGCAUUGGAAGUGGGAAAUAUGCUCUGACAGGAGGAAACUGGGACACUAUUUCUGAUGCUGCUAAGGACAUGGUUUCUAAGAUGCUCCAUGUAGAUCCUCAUCAAAGGCACACAGCAGCGCAGGUCCUUCAACACCCCUGGAUUGUGAACCGGGAAUAUCUACCGCAGAAUCAGCUCAGCAGACACGAUGCCCAUUUAGCCAAGGGUGCAAUGGCUGCCACUUAUUUUGCUCUGAACAGUACACCUCAGGCACCGAGAUUAGAAGCAGUAAUGGCCUCAAACCUGGCUCAGCGAAGAGGAAUGAAAAGACUGACAUCUACAAGACUAUAACAGCUUUCAUCUGCCACUUGAAGGGAGUCUUCUUUAUGUGUAAAAAAUACUUGAACUUUUCGCGACGUGACAAAAGAGGCCUCAAAAGAUCCAAAGUAUACAGAGGUCGGGCCUCGUUUCAGGCUCUGUUGUUUCAUAUUUGCUGAACAGUCAAUGGGUCAUCCACCCAAGUUGAUGCACUGCAUCAGUUGAUGACAGGAGAUGAACAAGUCUAAAAUUAUAUUCUAAAUUAGCAAAAGUGUCUUUGCUUUUAGCCUGAUAAUGAUUGAAAAAAGACAUGCAAAUCUGUCUGUGACAGAUGGACUUAACCUCCUUCAAACCUGAAUGGAAAUGGAUAACUAUAAGAGUGCUUUGAGAAAGCACAUUACCAACCCUCUAUGCUGUUCCCACUUAAUUGUUGAAAAAUGAAUCAAAGUGGGAAAAGAUGCAGUGUGAGGCAGCCAGAUCUCUGAACAGAGCAUCUUGCUGGACGAGGCCUAUAAAAUCUGAAUUGUUUAUUUUCUUUUACCUUAUUUAUGGCAGAAAUGCACUGGGAAAGGAAACUUCUGGCAGCCGAUCAAUUAUCUUCACUGAGUUUUCAUAUUGUAUAUUUGUAAUACAUUUAAGAGUCCUGUGGUAAUGUGAAAUAGAAGAAAGCACAUGAAAAACAAUAUGGAGAGGUGAAGUCUAAUGAGCACUGUCUUUUCAGUGGUAGAUGUAUGUGGAGUGCUGUAGUGAAGCAAGCUAAGUGUGGACUAUUCAGUUCUAUUUCUGAGCGUUAGAUUUAGCAUUAACCAAUAAUACUUGUAUGUUGAAAGGAAUGGCAUGCCUUAAUGCAGCAUUAUUAGUCACAAAGUCAAUGACAUAAUAAUCCUACUAAUAAUAAUCAUAAAAGGCGAUAAGAUUUUUUUCUCUCACUGUAUUCCUAUCUGCUCGCUCUGUGCCCAAACAUGUGAACCUCCAUUGUGACCCUGCCCAUCAGCCACCUCUCUUAAGGUCAUUUCUCACAUGUGAGCUUUGGUGGCAAGGGCAAGCAGUUGGUUCAAUACCAGAUGGACCUGCGACCAAACCUGAUCCUGGCCUUAUCCAACAUGACGAUCACUGCUAUUACUCCAGACGGUC
Molecule: messenger RNA, 3640 nt
Organism: Amblyraja radiata (thorny skate)
Lineage: Eukaryota; Metazoa; Chordata; Chondrichthyes; Rajiformes; Rajidae
Product: ribosomal protein S6 kinase alpha-2
Exons: 21
Coding region: 338-2539 (733 amino acids)
Biological process (GO): protein phosphorylation; intracellular signal transduction
Molecular function (GO): ATP binding; magnesium ion binding; protein serine/threonine kinase activity
Source: RefSeq, a predicted model, not a curated record